Molecule: messenger RNA, 710 nt
Organism: Drosophila arizonae
Lineage: Eukaryota; Metazoa; Arthropoda; Insecta; Diptera; Drosophilidae
Gene: Naa40
Product: N-alpha-acetyltransferase 40
Cellular component (GO): nucleus
Molecular function (GO): histone H4 acetyltransferase activity; protein N-terminal-serine acetyltransferase activity; histone H2A acetyltransferase activity
Source: RefSeq, a predicted model, not a curated record
GAAAUAUACAAAACAGUUUGUAUAAAAAAAGAAAAUAUACUAAUGACAAAUCGGGAUGACCUUAGCUCUGCGGCCAAGCACAAACUUGUCGAAGCCGCGGCCCGUGCCAAAGUUCCACUUGACACUCUACCAUAUGAAAGCUACAAGUCGCCUUCUGGUGAGGAGUUUAAACUAUAUUGCCGCGCCAAGAGCGAUAUGGAUGCAAAGACCCUGAAAUGGACAUUUAAACUGGCGGAGCAGAAUGUCGGCCCAUUCUACAAGCAGCUUAAAAUGGGCUGGCAGCCAAAGAUUAAACAUUCUGAACUAAAUAAGAACUGGGCGCGUUUCUUGGUGGCCCAAAAUCAACAGAAGCAACCCGUGGCCUACACCAUGUUUCGCUUCGACAUGGACGGUGGCGACUGUGUGCUCUACUGUUACGAAAUACAAAUUGCUCCCGAGUAUCAAAGAAAGGGUCUUGGAAAGUUCAUGAUGCAAACGCUCGAGGCUUGUGCUAGGCUUUGGAAGUUGGAAAAAGUCGUGCUCACCGUGCUAAACAAUAAUUAUAACUCGUUGACAUUUUUCAAAGCGCUUGGCUAUACCAAGGAUGAGACUUCACCAGAUGUAUUGGAAGAGGCUGACUAUCAGAUAUUAAGUAAGUCCAUGCUGGGCUGAUUACUUUAAUCAUUUUAACAACAAUAUUUUAUGUGCGGUACAAACGAAAUAUAUAUCAA